UCUUAAAAUAAAAUGCUGCGUUCAAACUAUUAUUAUUAUUCUAAUUUGUCGAUUUUUUCACGGUCUUUUGAUUUUACGCUGAAAGUGAAGAGGUUUAUUAAUUUGAUCUGACUUCACACCUAAGGGUCAUCGCACAAUCGUUACAUAUAAAACUCAACAAAAGUUGAAGAAAAAUGGAAAACCCAUACUUGAAUUUAAAAAUAUUUCAAGACCACAUUUGGGACGGAUAUCGCUACAUAAUAAAUUCUGUCAAAAAUAAUACAACAUAUUAUGAAUGUAUUCAUUACAAGGCAGGUACUUGCCCUGCUCGUGGAAUAGAGAAGAAUGGCACUUUUAAUUUAAAAAAAGAAUAUACGCACGAAAAAAAUGAGGGUGAAAUUGAAGAGCGUAAAUUUAAGCAGGAGUUAUGUAAACGUGCCAUGACAGAAAAUUUAACUCCUAAACAAAUUUAUGAUUCUUCACGUUUAAGAAAUCCUCAAACAGCAGUGAAUGUUACAUUUAAUUCGAUGGAAAGCAAUUUAUACAAAUGGAAACUACGAACUUUGCCUUCCUUGCCUCCAAUUCCGGAAUCUGUUCAGAAUUUUGUAGAAAUAAUAAAUUCGCCCGAAAAUCAGCAGUGGAAACAAUUUAAUGAUGGGCAAUUUUCUGUAACAGUCACGAGAGAUAUUACAGGAUCAACAUCAGCAAUUUUUAUAGAUAUUCAGUUUGCUGAAAGAAUAAUUGCUGACAACAACAUGGUCUAUCUUGAUGCCACGUAUAAAGUUGUGCCGAAAAUUGAAGAUGCAUAUCAGCUUCUUACAUUAAUUAUGAUCAAAUUCAAUCACGGCUUUCCAAUCGCAUAUGCUCUAAUGGAGAGUAAAUCAGAAACGGCAUACGUGUCGGUGUUAACUGAAAUACGGCGACUACUUCCAAAUUUAAAUGUGACAUCAGCCAUGUCAGAUUAUGAGACAGCUUUGAAAAAUACAAUUUUGUAUCAUUUUCCUGAAGCCGAUAUAUUUGGAUGCUACUUUCACUAUACACAGGGAAUUUUUCACUUCGCUUGCUCAAUCGGAUUAAAAAGAUAUCUUAAAACAAGUGAGGAAGGAAAGCAUACUCUCAAGCAAUUGAUGGCUUUAGCUUUUCUGCCACCAGAGAAAAUUCGUCAAACUUAUACAGAAAUAAAACGGAUCAAGUCUGAAGAAUGCCAACGGAUUCUUGCUGAUUUAUUUAAAUAUUAUGAGAAUCAGUGGCUUGAAAGGGUUAAGCCUGAGGGUUUUAGUGUGUUCGGGUUGAACAGGAGAACAAAUAAUGUUUUGGAAUCCUACCAUAAACGAUUGUCAACAAAAAUAGGAAAAAAACCAAGCACCUGGCAAUUCACAAAAAAAUUAGCAGACUUUCAAGCUGGAAUGCGCUUAGAUUUAACAUCUCUGUCUAAAGGAAAGCGAAUAACCAGAUCCGAAAAACCAAUUACAAUAAUGAGAAAUGAAUUUUUAAUUCGACAAUGGAUUGAUUUGGAAGAUCCAAAUGGCCCAACUAAUAUUGAAUUUUUGGAGCGAAUAAUUAAUUUCAAUAAGGAUCCAUUCACUGAAUAUUUCAAUUUAUUUACUACGUGAAGUAGUAAAUUUUAAGUGCGCGAAGUUACAUGACAUGAAUGCAUGGUCCUGAGUUACUUCAUACUUAACUCGCCCGCGAGUUUUUAUUUUAUCUCAUCUCGAGCUCGAUUUAUAAUACCAGCUCAAUUCGAAGAUCUCGCUAUUUUUAUUUUAGAAGAAAUAAAGAGAUGAAUAUAAAAAAUAGUAGAAAAAUUACAGAAAGUAAUCAUAAAUUUCUUUCUUGCAUUUUUUCCAUAACCAAAAUUAGCCUAAUAUUUAUGCUAUUGCGUGUUUUGAUAGGUUUUGACAAUUCAUAAUAUUGUUUUUUUUUAUUUGUAUUAAGUAUUUUAUUUAUGUUUUAUAUUGCAGUUAUUUUGUUUUUUUCGAUUUAAAAAUACAUAGUAUUUUAGAAGAUAUUUAA
Leptopilina boulardi is the source of this 1992-nucleotide messenger RNA. RefSeq lists its product as uncharacterized. The record is from RefSeq and is a predicted model, not a curated record. Lineage: Eukaryota; Metazoa; Arthropoda; Insecta; Hymenoptera; Figitidae. The transcript has 8 exons. Bases 174 to 1592 code for a protein of 472 amino acids.